AUGUGUGGUUGGAGUAACAAAUCAUUUGAUUUGUUGCUCGACUUACUUUCAAAAGCAUUUCCCAAAGACAAUAAAAUUCCACGAUCUUAUUAUGACGCUAAGAAAAUGUUGCGUGAUCUUGGUUUAGGGUACGAAACUAUUCAUGUAUGUGAGUAUGAUUGUGCUUUAUUUUGGAAAGAGAAUAAAAAAGCUGAAAGAUGUCCUAUAUGUGGUCAUGAACGAUACAAAUUCCAAGGAACUAAAGGCAAGAAGAUCCCACACAAAAAGAUGCAAUAUUUUCCUAUAACUCCACGACUACAGAGACUUUUUAUGUCACACCAUACAUCAUCUGAUAUGAGGUGGCAUAAGGAAGAACGUGUUGAUACAGAAGGUGUACUUAGACACCCGGCAGAUGCAGAGGCUUGGAAGGAUUUUGAUAGACAAUAUCCAGAUUUUGCAAAAGAAUCUAGAAAUGUAAGGCUUGGAUUUGCAACAGAUGGGUUCAAUCCAUUCGGUGAUUUAUUAAACUCGUACAGUAUGUGGCCAGUGUUACUAAUGCCAUAUAACAUGCCGCCAUGGAGAUGCAUGAAACGAGAAUUCUUAAUGAUGGCAUUAUUGAUUCCGGGACGUCGUGCUCCAGGAAAAGACAUAGAUGUCUAUUUACAACCUCGGAUCGAUGAGCUGAAAGAACUAUGGGAAAAUGGUGUACCAAUAUUGUGGACGAUCGAUGAUUUUCCAGCAUAUGGUACUGUAUCUGGGUAUAGCACUCAAGGUUAUAAAGCUUGUCCUGUUUGUGAAGAUGACACAUCUUCAUUUCGAAUAAGAGGAAAAACAUGUUUCAUGGGUCAUCGCCGAUAUUUGUGUCUGAACCACCAAUGGCGCAAUGAUAUGGAGUAUGAUGGUACAAUCGAACGACGUUCACCUCCAAGAAUUUUAACAGGAGAUGAAAUCUUAGAUAAAUUAAAAGGUGUAUGGAAAUGUAGGGCAGGUAAAAAUGAUAAGAUCAUUAAGGACGAUAAGCAACAAAUGAAGGAUGCAUGUUAUGAAAAUAACAUGAACUGGAGGCGAAAAAGUAUUUUGUGGGAUUUAGAAUAUUGGCCUAAAUUAAAACUAAGACAUAAUUUGGAUGUGAUGCAUAUUGAGAAAAAUAUAUGUGAUAGUGUAGUUGGUACAAUAUUUAGUAUUGAUGGGAAGUCUAAAGAUACUGAAAAGGCAAGACUUGAUUUACAAGAUUUAAAUAUUCGUAAGCAGCUACACAUGAAAAAGAAGGGGAACAAAUGGUUCAAACCAGUAGCAUGCUAUACAUUAUCAGCGAAGGAACGACAAGAAUUUUGUACGUUCAUAAAGUCCGUAAAAUUUCCUGAUGGAUAUGCUGCAAAUAUUUCUCAGAAUGUUAACAUGAAAGAUGGAAAGUUAUUUGGGUUGAAAAGUCAUGAUUGUCAUAUUUUAUUACAGAGGUUGUUACCUAUUGGUUUAAGGCCAUAUUUGAAAAAGAAAGUAAUGGAUGCUAUUGCUGAGCUGUCGUUAUUCUUCAAAAAGCUAUGUGCGAGGAAAUUAUAUGUGAAAGACUUAGAGGAAUUGGAAAAGGGCGUUGUACUCACACUGUGUAAAUUAGAAAGUAUCUUUCCUCCUGCCUUCUUUGAUUUGAUGAUUCAUCUUAUGGUUCACUUGCCAUUAGAAGCUAAGUUAGGUGGUCCAAUAAAAAAAAUGAAUGAAACAAUAUUUGGUAAAUCACAGGAAGAUUUGUAUGCAAUUGCAAUGCAACCAAGUUUUUUGGCUUGUACAUAUGCUGGUUGUAUGGUUAAUGGAGUUCGAUACCAUACAAAAAGUCGAGAUGAAAGACUUUUAACUCAAAACUACGGUGUUCACGUUGAAGCAAAAUAUGAUGGAAAUAUAUAUGAACCAUUUGUUCUUGCCAAUCAAGUAAGUUUGGUUUUUUAUUUGGAUGACAUUAAAAAAAGUAAAGAUAAUAAAGAUUGGAAAGUGGUACAAAAAGUAAAUCAUCGUCACAUCUGGGAUAUACCAUCAAAGUCAAUGGAUGGUGAAGUUGGUGAUGAAGAUCCAACUAUCAACAAUAUAGAAUGUGAUAAUCAUCAAUUGUUCAAUGAACUUCAAAUAAAUCAUAAUGAUCAAGUUCAAAGUGAUAUAAACAGUGACGAUACCGAUGAAGAAGCUUUACUCGAUGAUUCUGAAGAUAUAACUUUGAGUGAUGAAAUUGAUUAA
This is a messenger RNA of Humulus lupulus (European hop), 2202 nucleotides long. RefSeq lists its product as uncharacterized. Bases 1 to 2202 code for a protein of 733 amino acids. The transcript has 5 exons. The record is from RefSeq and is a predicted model, not a curated record. NCBI's taxonomy places the organism in Eukaryota, Viridiplantae, Streptophyta, Magnoliopsida, Rosales, Cannabaceae.